Molecule: messenger RNA, 441 nt
Organism: Microthlaspi erraticum
Lineage: Eukaryota; Viridiplantae; Streptophyta; Magnoliopsida; Brassicales; Brassicaceae
Source: the annotation of a GenBank genome assembly
AUGGGUAACUUGAGGAAAGACUUUUUGGAAACAUUCAAGUACUGUUUGGAUUAUCAGAACCUUGGUUAUCCGAAACUUCAGUCUCUGAUACAGAUUAUGCCUGAAGCAAGGAUUGAAUCAGGAUUCAUUGUUCCUUCGUCAACGCCGGUUCCUUAUCAAUCUGACUCAUCGCUCGGAGAACUUGGUCCAGAGCCAUCUGUUUCAGAGUAUGAAAACUCUGACUCUGAGGAGGCCAAAGAAGCUUCUCUAGCUCUAAAACAGAACGGUGGCGAGAGGAAGAAGAAAAAGGACUUGGAGAGCGAUUUGCUUCAACUUAUGGGUUCUUGGGACAAUGAUGAAGAUGUUGAGAAGAGUUAUGCUUUUGGUGAAGAUAAGCUUGUUGAUGGAGUUUUGAAAAGCUUGAGGAAGAAUCCAUCAGCUGAGUCUAGAAUUCAAGGAUGA